This is a messenger RNA of Durotheca rogersii, 2384 nucleotides long. Its product is annotated as alpha/beta-hydrolase. Gene Ontology annotation, molecular function: serine-type carboxypeptidase activity. The record is from RefSeq and is a predicted model, not a curated record. Gene Ontology annotation, biological process: proteolysis. The transcript is spliced from 3 exons. NCBI's taxonomy places the organism in Eukaryota, Fungi, Ascomycota, Sordariomycetes, Xylariales, Xylariaceae. Bases 259 to 2091 code for a protein of 610 amino acids.
UCCACCUAUACAGGUACCUAGCCAAUUACCUGCUCACCCUCUCUUCUGCUGUCGUCGCAUUACCCAGAGUCUCUGUGCAGCAAGUAAGCGACUCUCCUUUUCUUGACCUUAGAGCCCCGGCUUCUGGGACGAAAGCUAUCGGUCGGUCCAAUUGGGUCACGACGACUUCACAUACCUGUCGCUGCCUGUGCGCUGCAUGGGUGAUACCUCGCUAGCCAACCAGUCGUUCAAUUGAUCGGGCUGAGUCAGUUUGCCAGUAUGCGCUGGCCGACACUCGCUUCCGGGCUGCUGCUCUCCGCCGCGGCCGUGGAUGCCCGGAGGAGCUACCAGCACGUGGGGAAAAAGGACCCGGCGCCGAAGAGGUCGGCUGCCUCCGAUCGCGACGGCUUCUUGGCGCACUACUUGGCCACGCGACAGCUUCCCGAGCCCAAGUUUGCGAACGAGAACACCACCAGAUUCGCUGUCAAUGGCACCGGAAUCCCCGAUGUCGACUUUGACGUCGGCGAGUCCUACGCUGGAUACCUCCCCAUCAGCGACCUCCCGGACGAGAACAACGAGCUCUUCUUCUGGUUCUUUCCUUCGUCGGCGCUCAAUUCGACCGAGAGGGAGAUUCUGCUCUGGCUCAACGGUGGUCCCGGCUGCUCGUCCUUCGAGGGACUGCUUCAGGAGAACGGUCCAUUCACGUGGCAAUAUGGCACCUUCAAGCCGGUGCCGAACCCUUGGGCCUGGAACCGCCUCACGAACGUGGUCUGGGUAGAGCAGCCGGUCGGAACCGGCUUCUCGCGCGGCACCGUCACGGCUCGUAGCGAGGAGGAUGUAGCUGCCCAAUUCCUCGGCUUCUGGCGCAACUUUAUCGACACUUUCUCGCUGCAGGGCUAUAAGGUAUACAUCGCUGGCGAGUCGUACGCGGGCCUCUACUGCCCCUACAUCGCGUCCGCCAUGCUCGACGCGAACGACCCGGCCUACUUCAACGUCAGCGGCUUGCUCAUUUACGACCCGGUUCUCAGCGACGACGUGGUUCAGACCUCUACCACGACAGUCCCCUUUGUCGACUACCACCGCAACCUCAUGCCUUUCAAUGACUCCUUCAGCGCCUACAUACACGGCUUGCACGAUACCUGCGGCUUCGCCGAGUUCAACGAGAGGUAUCUCACGUAUCCACCGCCGGGCCCGCAGCCGCCCAACUAUGCUGAGGGCGUGAGCGAGGAGUGCAGCAGCCUGUGGGAGGUGGUUCUGACCGAGGCCCUUAGCAUUAACCCUUGCUUCGACGUCUACCAGGUCGCCACCACCUGCCCAUUACUGUGGGACGUGCUCGGCUUCCCGGGAACUUUGGGUUAUCUGCCCGAGGGUGCCGGAACAGUCUACUUCGACCGCGACGACGUCAAGCGUGCGAUCCACGCAGACCCAGCCACCGAGUGGGCGGAGUGCGCCGAGCUCGACGUCUUCGUCGACGGCAGAGAUACGUCCGACCCGUCCUCGUGGCGCGUGCUGCCGCACGUCAUCGACGCGACCCAGAAGGUGAUCAUCGGGCACGGUACCCUCGACAUGAUCUUGCUGCCGAACGGGACGCUGCUCGCGAUCCAGAACACGACGUGGGGCGGGCAGCUCGGGUUCCGAGAGGUGCCCGCGGAACCCUUCUUCGUGCCGCACCACACGCUCGGGUCGGCAAGCGACAUCUUCGCGGAGACGGACCCGCUGCGGCUGUCGUCGAUCGCGGCCCAGGGCGUCGCGGGCGUCGCGCACACCGAGCGCGGGCUCACGUACGUCAGCAUCGACCUCGCCGGCCACAUGGUGCCCCAGUACGCGCCCAGCGCCGCCUUCCGCCAGCUCGAGUUCCUGCUCGGCCGCGUCGACAGCCUCUCGUCCGUCGCGCCCUUCGCCAUCGAGCCCAACUACCCGCAGCCGCCCGCCGACACCCUCGGCUCCGGAACCGGCCCCGCCACGACCGGCAACGCCAGUGGCGCCGGCACGAAUCCCGCCGGGGCCGAAAACACGCCAGGCACGAGCGCGGCGACCAAGAUGGCGCCCGGCAGCGGCGCCGCGGUGUCGGCGGCUAUCGGCGCCGUAGUGGUGCUGGUGAGUUUCUGGUAGGGAAUGUUGGGGGUAACUCUCGUGGGUUAUAGGUAAAUAUGCGUUUUGGGGAAUGCAUGCGUACGGCACUUAACCCAGAGCGGUAAUCACUGGAAUAAGGAAUCCCAAUAUUUGGUCGUCCCGCCGGUAUCUGUGAAUGGUGUUGACACGUGUGGGUGCAUGCAUAUACAGAAGGAUAGGUAACUUCGUGGUACAUGGCAAGCCAGCCAACUAGUUGGAGGACGGACUGAGACACGAGUUGGUCAACUGAGGCUACGUUAGGCAUCUCAAAUACAAGCAGACAUCCGUGGGUA